This is a messenger RNA of Pyricularia pennisetigena, 729 nucleotides long. RefSeq lists its product as uncharacterized. The transcript has 2 exons. The coding region runs from base 1 to 729 and encodes 242 amino acids. Lineage: Eukaryota; Fungi; Ascomycota; Sordariomycetes; Magnaporthales; Pyriculariaceae. The record is from RefSeq and is a predicted model, not a curated record.
AUGCUCCGCAACGUGACUCUCGCCCUCGCGGCACUUGUUCCUUUUGCCCUAGGCCAGGUCAGCGAGGGCUUUGAGAGCGGGCUGGACGCCACGGCGUGGCCGACCUAUGCACCCGACUGCAGCCAGGGCGGCAAGAUCACUCUGGACACGUCGCAGGCGCACAGCGGCAAGAACUCGGUCCGGGUCGACGGCGCGGGCGGCUACUGCGGGCACAUAUUUUUUGGAACCACAAAGGUGCCGAGCGGCGAUGUAUACGUCAGGACAUGGCUCAAAGCAUCCCGCGCCUUCACCGACGCGCACGUAACCUUCAUCACGAUGCCGGACGCGGCCCAGGGCGCCAAGAAGCACCUGCGCGUGGGCGGGCAGAGCAAGAUCCUCAUGUUCAACCGCGAGACGGACGACGCGACGCUGCCGGACCUGUCGCCGCAGGGCAUCGCCGCGUCGGCGGCCCUCCCCGCCGGCAGCUGGCAGUGCCUCGAGUACCACCUGGGGCCGGACGGGACGCUCGAGACGUGGCUCAACGACCGGGCCGUCGCGGGCCUCACCAGCAAGGCCGGGGUCGCCAACGCCAACGCCGCCCAGUGGCAGCGCAGCACCAUCAAGCCCAAGGUCUCGGCCGUCUACUUUGGCUGGGAGUCGUACGGCGGCGACGUAAACACCUUUUGGUACGACGACAUUGCCGUCAGCUCGCAGCGGGUCGGCUGCGGGAAUGCUACUGCGGCUGUCUGA